AUGUUUAGUCUUACCCAGUCGAUAGCCUUUCCCAAUCAGGGCAAGUGGUCGUACACUGUGGCACAGCCAAAGAACGAUCCGACGAAUCAGACACUAAUGGCUGGCAUACCGUUGGCUGUAUUGGAUUCAGUGAUCUGUUGGUGGGUUUUCAGUAGUUUAGUGCAAACCACCCGAACGUUACGGUUGCGACGGAAUGUCAUUAAACUGCAUCUCUAUAAGCAGUUCACCAAUACUUUGAUUUUUGCCGUUUUGGCGUCGAUUGCGUUCAUGAUAUGGCAAAUACAUAACCAUAAACUGACACAAUGUCUGACGGAUUGGAAGGAGUUAUGGGUAGACGAGGCCUAUUGGCACCUCUUGUUCUCAGCGGUUCUCUUAGUCAUUAUGGUGUUGUGGAGGCCCACCAAUAAUAACCAACGG
Molecule: messenger RNA, 417 nt
Organism: Oppiella nova
Lineage: Eukaryota; Metazoa; Arthropoda; Arachnida; Sarcoptiformes; Oppiidae
Source: the annotation of a GenBank genome assembly